This is a messenger RNA of Lachancea lanzarotensis, 1752 nucleotides long. It is a transcript of the gene JJJ1, whose product is annotated as LALA0S07e04676g1_1. Bases 1 to 1752 code for a protein of 583 amino acids. Gene Ontology annotation, cellular component: cytoplasm. NCBI's taxonomy places the organism in Eukaryota, Fungi, Ascomycota, Saccharomycetes, Saccharomycetales, Saccharomycetaceae. The transcript has a single exon. Gene Ontology annotation, molecular function: zinc ion binding; nucleic acid binding. The record is from RefSeq and is a predicted model, not a curated record.
AUGAAGACUUGUUAUUAUGAGCUUUUGGGAGUGGAAUUUACGGCUUCUGAUUCUGACCUGAGGAAAGCUUACCGUCGAAAAGCAUUGCAAUACCAUCCUGAUAAAAAUCCCGAGGACAUUGAGGCGGCUACAGCAGUGUUUGCAACGAUACGAGCAGCAUAUGAAGUUCUUUCUGAUGCCCAGGAAAGGGCAUGGUACGAUGCUCAUAAAAACCAAAUUUUGAGCGACGAAAAGGACGCUUUUGAUGAUGGAUACGGUGAUGGUAAUGAAUAUGAGGUUGAUGGCUCAAUAACGGGAAUUACCACCGACGAUUUGCUCAAAUUUUUUAAUUCUGGGUUGUAUUCUAGGAUCGAUGACUCUCCAGCAGGGUUGUAUCAGAUUGCAGGCAAAGUAUUCGCUAAAUUAGCCAGUGAAGAGGUCAAGUUUGGAAGAGUGCAAGGACUUGACAAAUAUGAUAAAUACGAGGAUCAAUGGUUUGAGACGGACAUACUUGAAUCAGGUUACAAGAAAGCGUUUGAAAAAUAUACUUCCAAAGCAUCGAUGCUUUUCCCGGCUUUUGGGGACUCUACUGCGUCAUUCGAGCAUCUGCGAACAUUUUACCGUCAUUGGUCCAGUUUUAGUACUGUCAAAACUUUCAGUUGGAAAGAUGAGUAUAUGUAUUCGCGCAACUACGACAGAAGGACGAAGCGGGAGAUCGGGAAACGCAACGAAAAGCUGCGACAGCAAGCACGAAGUGAGUAUAACAAGACAGUAAAAAGGUAUGUGACUUUUAUCAAGAAGUUCGACUCCCGAAUGAGGGAAGGGUCAGCCAAAUUCGAACAAGAGAAGCGCAGGAAGAUGCGUGAGGAUCUACAGCGGCAAAUCGAAAAAGAUAGAGAGGCUCGAUCACAGAUCGUUGGAGAUCCGUUCAAGCUGCAGACUUGGCAGACGGUAGACGAUUUCGACUGGAGCGAAAUCGAAAAAAAUUACGACAGAAACGAUAACUUGACUGACGAUGAAGAAAAAUCGAAGACAAGCGUUGUUAUUUUUGAAUGUUUUGUGUGCGGCAAGACGUUUAAAUCCGAAAAGCAGCUCGAGAACCACAAUUCCACCAAAGUACAUAAAAAAAACCUGCAGCAAAUACAGAGAGAAAUGCGUAAGGACAACAUGACUUUGGGGCUGGAUGCCGUUUCUGACGCCGAAGACUUCGAUUCUGCUGCUGAAGACACGAGUGAAAACGCAGGGAAAUUGGAUCUUGACGAAAUUGAAAGCGAGUUGCAACGCAUUGAACGAGAGCUUGAGGGUAUAUGCGACGAUGACGACGAGGACGAUAGCUCCCUCGAUGACAUAAGUUCAGAAGCGUUAUCUCAAACUUCAGAGCUUGGCCUAAAUUCAGAGCAAGUCAAGGUCGACGUGGAAGUUGACCAAAUUGAUGUUUCUGAUUCAGUAAGCGACUUGGAAGAUGAGGAGCUAUCCAAACUACUGGAUUCUCUCACUUCAAACCGAGAUAAAAUUCACAGUGAUAAAGCAGAGUCCAGCGAUGAGUGGGACAUAUCUAAGAGAACCAAAAAAAAUCACAAAGUGAGGACCACAGAAGCGCAUAACAAACCAUCUGUAUCGGAGCCAUCAUCACAAUUUGCAUGUCAAAAAUGUUCAGGAACUUAUCAAUCGAGAAAUGCCCUGUUUGACCACAUUAAACGGGAAAACCAUGCGGCCGCUUUUCCCAAACAAAAACUCACGAAAAAGUCGAAAGACAAGGCAAAACAAAGGUAA